CAGGAAGUUGCAGCUCGCAGCGCCACCGUUCCACUGUGGUCUGAUCAAUGCAGCUUUCAUUCUCCUUGGCCGGGCCAAGAUGGACGCCGUACAAAAGGAGCGCUGGUACUUCAUGGCACUUCUCCUGCUCCUUUCUCUUCAAGGUGGCGUCGGCGUCCAGAACAAGGAGACGGUCACCGUCCACCUCCAGGAAGGCAUGCUCCUCGACUGCUCCUGCCCCUGGGAUGGAAACCUCACCAUGGUGUCCUGGACCAAAGACCCGGACUCCAACUCCAUCGCCGUUUUCCACCCCGAGUACGGCGUGGCCACCACGUACCACUACCGCAACCGCAUCGAGUUCCUGAGGACCACGCCCAUGGACGGGAGUAUCACCUUGAGGAACGUCACCCACCAGGACAUCGGGGUUUAUCGCUGCUCUGUUCAGACCUUCCCACAAGGCACCUGGGCCAGGAUCAUCCAAGUGGAGGACUUAGACGAACCCCCCUCAGAAGAAGAAGAUGCCUCGGCGGCGCUGGUGGACGCAGACGCUCAUCUGACGGCGGAUCCCGGCAGCAACGUGACGGUGGGGUGCGGCCACGGCCACAACGGGACCGUGCUCCAAGCGGUGGUGGAGCACAUGGCGCCGGGCCGCCCGUGGGUGAUCAUCGGCAUAUGUAAGCGGGUGGAGGGCGGCACGCUCAGCGAGGACUACAGCGAGCGGGGUCAGAUCGGCUGCGAGGACGGCCUGGACGUCAGCCUGCACCUGAGCGCCGUGGCGCCGGAAGACGGCGGCUUGUACCGCUGCAGCUUCAGCACCGACGCCGGCCUGAGGACCAGCACCGUCAUGGUCACGGUGCCCCCCGCGGGGGGUUUCAGCCUGUCGCUUUACAUGAAGUUCGUUUACUUGGGGACGGCGAUCGCCGGGCUGGUUCUACUGACCGUCCUCCUCAUCGUCCUGAUCAGGACCAGGAAGAAGAGCAGGACAGAAGAGGUGAGGGACAAGCUCCACCCAUCUCACACCUCCCAGCCUCGCGUGUCGCCACAGAGAUGGCGGCGAUGGUGGGCGAGGGAGCUGACGUGCACACAAGUCUACUGAGACUACAACUCAAGGGCAGUCAUCAACUUGGCAGCCAUUUUUGUAGUUCUUUCCUCUUUUUCUCGCUCAUUUACUUAGAAGAAACACUUUUCCUGCGAGGUCACACGUUGCCUGAUAGAAAUAAAAGUUAGAGAGACGAUGACGUGGUGGAACAUUCAAGUUUAUUACCUCCAUCAUCGGGAAAAAAAAAAAAAAACAUAUUUACAGUCAAACAUCAUAAAAGUGCCAUCACACAACAGGAAAUAAAGUGACAUGUUUGUAUAUUUCUAUCAAGUCUUACACAAAUAAAAUAACAUUAGACGCUGGGAAGGCGUGUCAGCAGGUGUUGUACAGGCGGGGCAGAUUGUGUGUUGUGUACACAAAAAUAAUAUUAAAAUUAAUAUCAAAAAAUAAAAGGUCUCAGUGAGUCGGAAGGCACUUUUUACUGGAAUGAGAGUAAAAAAAUAUUGUAAACCGGGACCAACACUUCAUUAUUAUUCCUUAUUAUUUUUUAUUAAUUAUUUUCCAUUUAAAAUUUAUUAAAUAAUAAUAAUAAUAAUAAUUUUUCAAGGU
Molecule: messenger RNA, 1627 nt
Organism: Doryrhamphus excisus (bluestripe pipefish)
Lineage: Eukaryota; Metazoa; Chordata; Actinopteri; Syngnathiformes; Syngnathidae
Gene: cd226
Product: CD226 molecule
Biological process (GO): positive regulation of natural killer cell cytokine production; positive regulation of immunoglobulin mediated immune response; cytokine production
Cellular component (GO): external side of plasma membrane
Molecular function (GO): cell adhesion molecule binding
Source: RefSeq, a predicted model, not a curated record